GGCCGUUCAAGGUCGUUGAACCGAAAGGGUGGGCAGAUUCGAAGGGCUCUAACGUUUUAACCGUGCCUAUAUGUAUUUACGAGAUACCUGUUACGUGCAAGUUAAACCAGAAACAAUCAUUCCCAGUGUGUGGAGGCUUGAAUUUAUUCAACUUCAACAGGUACCCCUCACACUAUGUCAACGUCUAAUAUUUUGCUAGUUACAGGGAGGCCAGGUAUCGGUAAAACCACUUUGGUUUCUCAUGUUUUUGAAGAGCUUCUUAAAAAUGGUAUACAGGCAGUUGGUUUUAAAACAGAAGAAGUUCGACAGUUCUAUUCAGGAAAGUCUACUCGUUUUGGAUUUGAUGUAGUUCUAUUCGAUUCAUCUCGAACAUAUCCUAGAGCUUCAUUAGCUCGCCUAAUUAACCAUUCUAGUCAACAAGUACAACAUCAACCUCGUGUUGGUCAGUACCUAGUAAAUAUAUCAUCGUUUGAGAGUUUGGCUAUUCCUUGUUUACAGUCUAUUAUAAACGAUUUGGAAAACGUUUCUUCCAAUAACAAUGUAAGAAAAAAUGAUUUAAUAGUCUGUAUCAUUGACGAAAUUGGUAAAAUGGAGCUAUGCUCAUCAAAGUUCACUUAUCUAAUUGAAAAGUUGAUUUCAUCAAUUUCGAAUUUACCUACAAAUAGUCAACGUGAUAUAAAACAUCCUACAGUUGUUCUUUUGGCUACUGUACCAUCACCGAAAAGACAAGAUGGUACACGUGGUAUUCCGUUGGUCGAUCAUAUCUGUUCAAUGAGGGAGGCUUCAAUAAUAGAGGUAAGUUAGAAAUACUGUUUAAAUGAUAUACGUAUAUAUUUAUGGUUUCAAUUCAUUCGACAUGGAACUUUUGACUGCAUAGUUGCAACUAGGAAGUAAAAACAGCUUAAAUUGAUAUUUUUUCUUGAUAACCAUUGUGGUAUAUUCUACUUAUACUGGCAGAUAUUAGUACUAUGUAUCGGUAAUUGGAAAUAGGAUUCUUACUGAUAGAAGAGGGAAACGAGGAGAUGAGAAAUAAAAUCAAAAGCAGUCGAAUUAGCAACAGAAAUGGAAGUACGAUGGAGUUUGGAAGCGACAAUAUUGAUUUAUCAAAUCGUGAUGAGAUAAUUCAAGAAAUAAUGGAAAGAAUAUUAAAAUGUAAAUCUUCAUAGAGUAGUAAUACUUUAUGUUUUGUGAUUGGUUCACAAGGAUUUCAUGAAUGAAGAAGCUUCGUCCCCACAAUAUUCUUAACAGAAUCUAAUAAACAUAUAUCCGUUUUGUUGUUUUACUAUUUUCGUCAGUAUGGUUGAUGUUCUGGUUAUCAUUUUUUCAUGUGAAAUAUAACGGUGAUAAUGCA
Messenger RNA from Schistosoma intercalatum, 1351 nucleotides. The record is from the annotation of a GenBank genome assembly. Lineage: Eukaryota; Metazoa; Platyhelminthes; Trematoda; Strigeidida; Schistosomatidae.